Conger conger (European conger) is the source of this 1403-nucleotide messenger RNA. RefSeq names its product transcription factor HES-1-B-like. Gene Ontology annotation, molecular function: RNA polymerase II cis-regulatory region sequence-specific DNA binding; DNA-binding transcription factor activity, RNA polymerase II-specific; protein dimerization activity. Gene Ontology annotation, biological process: negative regulation of neuron differentiation; anterior/posterior pattern specification; Notch signaling pathway. Gene Ontology annotation, cellular component: nucleus. The coding region runs from base 288 to 1100 and encodes 270 amino acids. The transcript has 4 exons. Lineage: Eukaryota; Metazoa; Chordata; Actinopteri; Anguilliformes; Congridae. The record is from RefSeq and is a predicted model, not a curated record.
AGGCCAACUGUGAACUCAGAGCUGGUCACACCGUUCCUACUGCAGCUCCAUUGGGGACACACUUUUCAUUCAUAAAAGGUGUACCACUGCAAGCACUGCCUUUCCCCCCCAAUCAUCUCAAAGGACAAGGGAUCAUUUUAUACAAAAACUGGGAUUUAAAUAUUUCUCAAGGAGUUGUUUUUUUUUUUUUUUGGUUUUUUUUUAAGACUACAGUUGUCUCGGCAACAGUAUUUUGAGGGAUCCACAGAUUCGCCGUUGCUGUGCGCGUCGGAUAUUUCCAUCAGAAGAUGCCAGCAGAUAUGAUGGAGAAAAACUCCGCGUCCCCGGUGGCUGCGACUCCGGCGAGCAUGAACACCACCCCAGAUAAACCCAAGACGGCUUCCGAACACAGAAAGUCGUCUAAACCGAUUAUGGAAAAAAGGAGAAGGGCAAGAAUCAAUGAAAGUCUGGGCCAACUGAAAACGCUAAUCCUGGACGCGCUCAAAAAGGAUAGCUCGAGGCACUCAAAGUUGGAAAAGGCGGAUAUCCUUGAAAUGACAGUGAAGCACCUCCGGAAUCUGCAGAGAGCGCAGAUGACUGCUGCCCUGAACACGGACCCCACCGUUCUGGGGAAAUACCGAGCGGGAUUCAGCGAGUGUAUGAACGAAGUCACUCGCUUCUUGUCCACCUGCGAAGGGGUCAACACCGAGGUCAGGACUCGACUUCUCGGUCACCUCGCCAGCUGCGUGACGCAGAUCAACGCAAUGAGCUACCCCACCCAGCACCAGAUCCCCGCCGGCGCUCCUCACCCCGCGUUCGGCCAGCCCAUGGUUCAGAUUCCCAGCGCGUCGCCGCCAGGCAGCGUGCUGCCACUGAACGGGGUUCCCUGCAAAGGCGGCUCAUCUGCCAGUUUACAGUCGGAGGCGACGAAAGUAUACGGGGGUUUCCAGCUUGUCCCGGCCACGGAUGGACAAUUUGCCUUUUUGAUUCCCAACGCCGCAUUUGCACCCAAUGGACCAGUUAUCCCAGUGUACGCCAACAACGCCAGCACGCCGGUUCCAGUGGCGGUUUCCCCGGGCGCACCCUCACUCACAUCGGACUCCGUAUGGAGACCCUGGUAGAGAGGCGGGAUCAUUUACCAAGACUUUGAAAACUGACUUAGAUUAUUCUUGAAAUGUUACGAGAUUCUGUUCAAAAAGUUUUGUUUUUUUGUAUGAAAAUGUAUAAAAGAGAAGAUUCUGCACUAUAUUUGUAUAUAUGAGGGAGAAGUUCAUAUUGAAAUGAGAUUCGUAUUGUCAAGUGAAUGAAGUGCAUUUUUUUUAUAUUCACGGUAUGUUUUUACUGUGUGAUGCCAAAGAAAUGUUGAAUGCUCUUAAAAAGUUCUUCAUUUUGGAAGACAAAUAAAUUUCUAAAGAUAUCCAGAA